CGCGUUAAGAGGGGGCGGUGCGGAUGCGGAAGCAGGGAUGUGGGAGCUGAAAGGUGAGCGGCGGUCGGUGGGCGCCUGGCGGCUGCUGCUGCUCUUAGCCGCUGUGGCCCAGGCCGUGGCCAAGGCUCCUCCGCACCGCUACAGCCCGAACUGGCAGAGCUUGGACUCGCGGCCACUGCCGAGCUGGUUCGACGAGGCCAAGUUCGGAGUGUUCGUGCACUGGGGGGUGUACUCGGUGCCCGCCUGGGGCAGCGAGUGGUUCUGGUGGCACUGGAAGGGCGAGCGGAUACCGGCCUAUGAGCGCUUCAUGAAAGACAACUACCCUCCCGGCUUCAGCUACGCCGACUUCGGACCGCGGUUCACGGCGCGCCUCUUCCACCCGGACCAAUGGGCUGCUCUCUUCGAAGCUGCCGGGGCCAAGUAUGUGGUCCUGACCACAAAGCAUCACGAAGGCUUCACAAAUUGGCCCAGUCCCGUGUCUUGGAACUGGAACUCAAAGGACGUGGGGCCCCAUCGUGAUCUGGUUGGUGAGUUGGGCGAAGCUGUGCGGAAGAGGAAGAUACGCUACGGCCUCUACCACUCUCUCUUGGAGUGGUUCCAUCCACUCUACCUACUCGAUAAGAAAAAUGGCUUCAAAACUCAGCACUUUGUCAAAGCAAAAACAAUGCCGGAGCUGUACGACCUCGUUACCCGCUACAAGCCUGACCUGAUCUGGUCUGAUGGGGAGUGGGAGUGUCCUGAUACGUACUGGAACUCCACAGGUUUCCUUGCUUGGCUCUACAACGACAGCCCUGUCAAGGAUCAGGUGGUAGUGAAUGACCGGUGGGGCGAGAACUGCUCCUGUCAUCACGGAGGGUACUACAACUGUCAGGACAAAUACACACCGCACAGCCUGCCAGACCACAAGUGGGAGAUGUGCACCAGCGUGGACAGGGCGUCCUGGGGCUACAGACGCGACAUGACCAUGUCUGCGGUUGCCAGUGAGGAUGAAAUCAUUAAGGAGUUGGUUCAGACUGUAAGUCUGGGAGGCAACUAUCUUCUCAACAUCGGACCAACUAAAGAGGGACUGAUCAUUCCCAUCUUCCAAGAAAGGCUUCUUGCUGUUGGCAAGUGGCUGCAGAUCAAUGGGGAGGCCAUCUAUGCCUCCAAACCCUGGAGGGUGCAGUCCGAAAAGAACGGGACAGUUGUGUGGUACACCACUAAAGACUCAGCUGUUUAUGCUACCUUCCUGUACUGGCCAGAAAAUGGGAUCAUAAGCCUCAAGUCCCCCAAAACUUCCUCGGCCACAAAGAUAACGAUGCUCGGAACAGAGGGAGAGUUGAACUGGACCCAGGACCCCCAGGAGGAGCUUGUGAUCUCUCUGCCCUCUCUGCCAUCCACUGCUCUCCCGGUGCAGUUUGCCUGGACUCUAAAGCUGACAGACGUGAAGUGAUCCGGGGACAGACCACCCCCGUCAGCUGCUUCCCUUUCCUCUAACAGGACCAACAGUGCAAUAAAGUCGCUUCCUUUCCCCACCCCAUGAUGGCUUUUCCAGCCCAUUUUAGUCAAUGGGAACCUGGUAUACCAUGCUGCCUAAUGAAUGGAUUGAAGAUGGGAAAGCCAUUGCUGGCGCCUCUGGUGAACAAAAAGGCCUCGAGCUCAUCAGCCGAACUCAGCCACUCCUUCCCUAGGAUGAAUUUCCCUCUGUUCUCUGCUGACCUACCUUAUAGUGAGCCAGUUAACCCAUUGCCUGUGGGAGCAGGUCAAAGAGGUUUGGCAAACUCAACCCCCUGUGCCUUAUAGCAUUGUCACUAGUCCUGCAGGGACUAACCUGAUCCCACAGGGCUUGCCAGGCUGCGGCGGUCAUCUCUUCAAAGUUUGCGAAGGAAGGCGAAAGCUCCAACGUUCAGCAUAUCUUCAGAGACAGAGAUGAGAGAGCAUGAUUCUGCCUGCCUUUAGAAAAAGAUGGAAGAAAAUUUGUAUGUCAGAUUGUUUCUACCAAAAGCAUGUGAUAAAACUCUCUUUCCCUA
Psammomys obesus (fat sand rat) is the source of this 2009-nucleotide messenger RNA. It is a transcript of the gene Fuca1, whose product is annotated as alpha-L-fucosidase 1. Gene Ontology annotation, cellular component: lysosome. Gene Ontology annotation, molecular function: alpha-L-fucosidase activity. The transcript is spliced from 8 exons. Gene Ontology annotation, biological process: glycoside catabolic process; fucose metabolic process. Bases 38 to 1432 code for a protein of 464 amino acids. The record is from RefSeq and is a predicted model, not a curated record. NCBI's taxonomy places the organism in Eukaryota, Metazoa, Chordata, Mammalia, Rodentia, Muridae.